Amphibalanus amphitrite is the source of this 1000-nucleotide messenger RNA. Its product is annotated as medium-chain acyl-CoA ligase ACSF2, mitochondrial-like. Bases 158 to 835 code for a protein of 225 amino acids. Gene Ontology annotation, molecular function: medium-chain fatty acid-CoA ligase activity. The record is from RefSeq and is a predicted model, not a curated record. The transcript has 2 exons. NCBI's taxonomy places the organism in Eukaryota, Metazoa, Arthropoda, Thecostraca, Balanomorpha, Balanidae. Gene Ontology annotation, biological process: fatty acid metabolic process.
UCCGUGUGACUGAGCGGGCCACGCAGUCCGACAGCGACACCCUGUCGGGCGGGAGCGCUGUGUCGAGACGGGUGCCGCGGAGCGUUCGCAGGGACGCUACGACAUCAGCUCACUGCACAGCGGGUUCAUCGGCGGAGCACCUGUGCCCUUCCACCUCAUGGAGGCAAUGAUGAGCGAAAUGAACAUGACUGGAUCGAUUGUUGGAUACGGUCUAACUGAAACCGGUCCCAUUCUGACCCUCAGCUAUCCCUCUGACGAUGUUGAGCAUCGCUGCGGCACCGUGGGCUACCCUCUUGACCACACUGAGCUGAAGGUGGUGGACGAACACGGCAGGACGCUUCCCGUCGGCACCGCCGGAGAGCUCUGUAUGCGGGGAUACAACCUCUUCCUCGGAUACUGGGACGACGAAGAGAAGACGGCGGAGUGUCUGACUCCCUCGGGAUGGUUCCACACCGGCGAUGUGGCUGUGAUGAACGAAGACGGCUACGUCAAGAUCGUCGGACGUGCCAAGGACAUGGUGAUUCGCGGAGGAGAGAACAUCUACCCGACUGAGGUGGAGGACUUCUUGAUGACCCAUCCAGACGUCUUGGAAGCAUCAGCGUUUGGAGUUCCCGAUGAGAGGAUGGGAGAGGAGCUGGCGGUUUGGAUCAGAACUCGAGAGCACUGCUGUCUUUCGGAGCAUGAUAUCAGGAGUUUCUGCAAGGGAAGGAUCGCACAUCACAAGAUCCCGUGUUAUAUACAGUUCAGGGAUGACUUUCCCAAGACGGUGACGGGCAAAAUUCAGAAGUUUGCCAUGCGCGAGAUCAUGACAAUGGAACUGGGAUCUGAAAAGUGAAACGGCUUUUGUGGAUUUUACCUUGUAUCGUCCGAACUCAGGUGAAGCAAACUCUGCAUUGUCAUAUGUGUUGAAACGUUUAUCAUUCUGCCAGUGUUACACCCCUUUUCAAUGUUUGAUAAAAUGUUUGGAAACAAGUUUCGAACGUUUUAUACACUGAAUGUA